Cercocebus atys (sooty mangabey) is the source of this 10671-nucleotide messenger RNA. RefSeq names its product ATP-binding cassette, sub-family A (ABC1), member 1 (gene ABCA1). Lineage: Eukaryota; Metazoa; Chordata; Mammalia; Primates; Cercopithecidae. Gene Ontology annotation, biological process: transmembrane transport; lipid transport. The record is from RefSeq and is a predicted model, not a curated record. Gene Ontology annotation, cellular component: membrane; intracellular membrane-bounded organelle. Gene Ontology annotation, molecular function: ABC-type transporter activity; ATP hydrolysis activity; ATP binding.
AGGCGAGAACAGGCUUUGACCGAUAGUAACCUCUGCGCUCCGAACAGCCGAAUCUAUAAAAGGAACUAGUCUCGGCAAAAACCCCGUAAUUGCGAGCGAGAGUGAGUGGGGCCGGGACCCGCAGAGCCGAGCGGACCCUUCUCUCCCGGGUUGCGGCAGGGCAGAGCAGGGCGGGGGGCUCCGCGCACCAACAGGACUAGUUCUCAGGGCGCUUUGCUCCUUGUUUUUUCCCCUCGUUCUGUUUUCUCCCCUUCUCCGGAAGGCUUGUCAAGGGGUAGGAGAAAGAGACGCAAACACAACAGUGGAAAACAGUUAAUGACCAGCCACGGCGUCCCUGCUGUGAGCUCUGGCCGCUGCCUUCCAGGGCUCCCGAGCCACACGCUGUGGGUGCUGGCUGAGGGAACAUGGCUUGUUGGCCUCAGCUGAGGUUGCUGCUGUGGAAGAACCUCACUUUCAGAAGAAGACAAACAUGUCAGCUGCUGCUGGAAGUGGCCUGGCCUCUAUUUAUCUUCCUGAUCCUGAUCUCUGUUCGGCUGAGCUACCCACCCUAUGAACAACAUGAAUGCCAUUUUCCAAAUAAAGCCAUGCCCUCUGCAGGAACACUUCCUUGGGUUCAGGGGAUUAUCUGUAAUGCCAACAACCCCUGUUUCCGUUACCCGACUCCUGGGGAGGCUCCCGGAGUUGUUGGAAACUUUGACAAAUCCAUUGUGUCUCGCCUGUUUUCAGAUGCUCGCAAGCUUCUUUUAUACAGCCAGAAAGACACCAGCAUGAAGGACAUGCGCAAAGUUCUGAGAACAUUACAGCAGAUCAAGAAAUCCAGCUCAAACUUGAAGCUUGGAUCAGUCCAGUGGAGACCAACCUCUCCUGUAGACUCUACCGCUCAGGCCUAUGCUGUAAUCAGUGCUGGGCCACUGGGCUCCUGCUUCUGUGCUCCAGCUGGAAAGUUUAUCUUGUUCUUUCCUUCAGUUGCAUCUGCUAAAUUCAUUGGACUAUCCCCAGAUGAUCUGUACUUCAGGAUUUCUCGGUGGACAAUGAAACCUUUCUCGCGGCUCUCUCCUCAUUCCGUAACCUGUCCUCGUCCACAAUCUACUGUGGACAAGAUGCUGAGGGCUGAUGUAGCAAUUCUCCACAAGGUAUUUUUGCAAGGCUACCAGUUACAUUUGACCAGUCUGUGCAACGGAUCAAAAUCAGAAGAGGUGAUUCAACUUGGUGACCAAGAAGUUUCCGAGCUUUGUGGCCUACCAAGGGAGAAACUGGCUGCAGCGGGGCAGGUACUUCAUUCCAACGUGGACAUCCUGAAGCCAAUCCUGAGAGGACUAAACUCUUCAUCUCCCCUGCCGAGCAAGGAGCUGGCUGAAGCCACAAAAACAUUGCUGCAUAGUCUUGGGACUCUGGCCCAGGAGCUGUUCAGCAUGAGAAGCUGGAGUGACAUGCGACAGGAGGUGAUGUUUCUGACCAAUGUGAACAGCUCCAGCUCUUCCACCCAGAUCUACCAGGCUGUGUCUCGUAUUGUCUGCGGGCAUCCCGAGGGAGGGGGGCUGAAGAUCAAGUCUCUCAACUGGUAUGAGGACAAUAACUACAAAGCCCUCUUCGGAGGCAAUGGCACUGAGGAAGAUGCUGAAACCUUCUACGACAACUCUACAACUCCUUACUGCAAUGAUUUGAUGAAGAAUUUGGAGUCUAGUCCUCUUUCCCGCAUUAUUUGGAAAGCUCUGAAGCCUCUGCUUGUUGGGAAGAUCCUGUAUACACCUGACACUCCAGCCACAAGGCAGGUUAUGGCUGAGGUGAACAAGACCUUCCAGGAAUUGGCUGUGUUCCAUGAUCUGGAAGGCAUGUGGGAGGAACUCAGCCCCAAGAUCUGGACCUUCAUGGAGAACAGCCAAGAAAUGGACCUUGUCCGGACGCUGUUGGACAGCAGGGGCAAUGACCACUUUUGGGAACAGCAGUUGGAUGGCUUAGAUUGGACAGCCCAAGACAUUGUGGCGUUUUUGGCCAAGCACCCAGAGGAUGUCCAGUCCAGUAAUGGUUCUGUGUACACCUGGAGAGAAGCUUUCAACGAGACUAACCAGGCAAUCCGGACCAUAUCUCGCUUCAUGGAGUGUGUCAACCUGAACAAGCUGGAACCCAUAGCAACAGAAGUCCGGCUCAUUAACAAGUCCAUGGAGCUGCUGGAUGAGAGGAAGUUCUGGGCUGGUAUUGUGUUCACUGGAAUUACUCCAGGCAGCAUUGAGCUGCCCCACCAUGUCAAGUACAAGAUCCGAAUGGACAUUGACAACGUGGAGAGGACAAAUAAAAUCAAGGAUGGGUACUGGGACCCUGGUCCUCGAGCUGACCCCUUUGAGGACAUGCGGUACGUCUGGGGCGGCUUCGCCUACUUGCAGGAUGUGGUGGAACAGGCAAUCAUCAGGGUGCUGACAGGCACCGAGAAGAAAACUGGUGUCUAUAUGCAACAGAUGCCCUAUCCCUGUUAUGUUGAUGACAUCUUUUUGCGGGUGAUGAGCCGGUCAAUGCCCCUCUUCAUGACACUGGCCUGGAUUUACUCAGUGGCUGUGAUCAUCAAGGGCAUUGUGUAUGAGAAGGAGGCGCGGCUGAAAGAGACCAUGCGGAUCAUGGGCCUGGACAACAGCAUCCUCUGGUUUAGCUGGUUCAUUAGUAGCCUCAUUCCUCUUCUUGUGAGCGCUGGCUUGCUGGUGGUCAUCCUGAAGUUAGGAAACCUGCUGCCCUACAGUGACCCCAGCGUGGUGUUUGUCUUCCUGUCCGUGUUUGCUGUGGUGACCAUCCUGCAGUGCUUCCUGAUUAGCACACUCUUCUCCAGAGCCAACCUGGCGGCAGCCUGUGGGGGCAUCAUCUACUUCACGCUGUACCUGCCCUACGUUCUGUGUGUGGCGUGGCAGGACUAUGUGGGCUUCACACUCAAGAUCUUCGCUAGCCUGCUGUCUCCUGUGGCUUUCGGGUUUGGCUGUGAGUACUUUGCCCUUUUUGAGGAGCAGGGCAUUGGAGUGCAGUGGGACAACCUGUUUGAAAGUCCUAUGGAGGAAGAUGGCUUCAAUCUCACCACUUCAGUUUCCAUGAUGCUGUUUGACACCUUCCUCUAUGGGGUGAUGACUUGGUACAUCGAGGCUGUCUUUCCAGGCCAGUACGGAAUUCCCAGGCCCUGGUAUUUUCCUUGCACCAAGUCCUACUGGUUUGGUGAGGAAAGUGAUGAGAAGAGCCACCCUGGUUCCAACCAGAAGAGAAUGUCAGAAAUCUGCAUGGAGGAGGAGCCCACCCAUCUGAAGCUGGGCGUGUCCAUUCAGAACCUGGUAAAAGUCUACCGAGAUGGGAUGAAGGUGGCUGUCGAUGGCCUGGCACUGAAUUUUUAUGAGGGCCAGAUCACCUCCUUCCUGGGCCACAAUGGAGCGGGGAAGACGACCACCAUGUCAAUCCUGACUGGGUUGUUCCCCCCGACCUCGGGCACAGCCUACAUCCUGGGAAAAGACAUUCGCUCUGAGAUGAGCACUAUCCGGCAGAACCUGGGGGUCUGUCCCCAGCAUAAUGUGCUAUUUGACAUGCUGACUGUCGAAGAACACAUCUGGUUCUAUGCCCGCCUGAAAGGGCUCUCCGAGAAGCAUGUGAAGGCGGAGAUGGAGCAGAUGGCCCUGGAUGUUGGUUUGCCAUCAAGCAAGUUGAAAAGCAAAACAAGCCAGCUGUCAGGUGGAAUGCAGAGAAAGCUGUCUGUGGCGUUGGCCUUUGUCGGGGGAUCCAAGGUCGUCAUUCUGGAUGAACCCACAGCUGGUGUGGACCCUUACUCCCGCAGGGGAAUAUGGGAGCUGCUGCUGAAAUACCGACAAGGCCGCACCAUUAUUCUCUCCACACACCACAUGGAUGAAGCGGACGUCCUGGGGGACAGGAUUGCCAUCAUCUCCCAUGGGAAGCUGUGCUGUGUGGGCUCCUCCCUGUUUCUGAAGAACCAGCUGGGAACAGGCUACUACCUGACCCUGGUCAAGAAAGAUGUGGAAUCCUCCCUCAGUUCCUGCAGAAACAGUAGUAGCACUGUGUCAUACCUGAAAAAGGAGGACAGUGUUUCUCAGAGCAGUUCUGAUGCUGGCCUGGGCAGCGACCAUGAGAGUGACACGCUGACCAUCGAUGUGUCUGCUAUCUCCAACCUCAUCAGGAAGCAUGUGUCUGAAGCCCGGCUGGUGGAAGACAUAGGGCAUGAACUGACCUACGUGCUGCCAUAUGAAGCUGCUAAGGAGGGGGCCUUUGUGGAACUCUUUCAUGAGAUUGAUGACCGGCUCUCAGACCUGGGCAUUUCUAGUUAUGGCAUCUCAGAGACGACCCUGGAAGAAAUAUUCCUCAAGGUGGCCGAAGAGAGUGGGGUGGAUGCUGAGACCUCAGAUGGUACCUUGCCAGCAAGACGAAACAGGCGGGCCUUCGGGGACAAGCAGAGCUGUCUUCGCCCAUUCACUGAAGAUGAUGCUGUUGAUCCAAAUGAUUCUGACAUAGACCCAGAGUCCAGAGAGACAGACUUGCUCAGCGGGAUGGAUGGCAAAGGCUCCUACCAGGUGAAGGGCUGGAAGCUUACACAGCAACAGUUUGUGGCCCUUUUGUGGAAGAGACUGCUAAUUGCCAGACGGAGUCGGAAAGGAUUUUUUGCUCAGAUUGUCUUGCCAGCUGUGUUUGUCUGCAUUGCCCUUGUGUUCAGCCUGAUCGUGCCACCCUUUGGCAAGUACCCCAGCCUGGAACUUCAGCCCUGGAUGUACAACGAACAGUACACAUUUGUCAGCAAUGAUGCUCCUGAGGACACGGGAACCCUGGAACUCUUAAACGCCCUGACGAAAGACCCUGGCUUCGGCACCCGCUGUAUGGAAGGAAACCCCAUCCCAGACAUGCCCUGCCAGGCAGGGGAGGAAGAGUGGACCACUGCCCCAGUUCCCCAAACCAUCAAGGACCUCUUCCAGAAUGGGAACUGGACGAUGCAGAAUCCUUCACCUGCAUGCCAAUGUAGCAGCGACAAAAUCAAGAAGAUGCUGCCCGUGUGUCCCCCAGGGGCAGGGGGGCUGCCUCCUCCGCAAAGAAAACAAAACACUGCAGAUAUCCUUCAGGACCUGACGGGAAGAAACAUUUCGGAUUAUCUGGUGAAGACGUAUGUGCAGAUCAUAGCCAAAAGCUUAAAGAACAAGAUCUGGGUGAAUGAGUUUAGGUAUGGCGGGUUUUCCCUGGGUGUCAGUAAUACUCAAGCACUUCCUCCGAGUCAAGAAGUUAAUGAUGCCAUCAAACAAAUGAAGAAACACCUAAAGCUGGCCAAGGACAGUUCUGCAGAUCGAUUUCUCAACAGCUUGGGAAGGUUUAUGACAGGACUGGACACCAAAAAUAAUGUCAAGGUGUGGUUCAAUAACAAGGGCUGGCAUGCAAUCAGCUCUUUCCUGAAUGUCAUCAACAAUGCCAUUCUCCGGGCCAACCUGCAAAAGGGAGAGAACCCUAGCCAUUAUGGAAUUACUGCUUUCAAUCAUCCCCUGAAUCUCACCAAACAGCAGCUCUCAGAGGUGGCUCUGAUGACCACAUCAGUGGAUGUCCUUGUGUCCAUCUGCGUCAUCUUUGCGAUGUCCUUCGUCCCAGCCAGCUUUGUCGUAUUCCUGAUCCAGGAGCGGGUCAGCAAAGCAAAACACCUGCAGUUCAUCAGUGGCGUGAAGCCUGUCAUCUACUGGCUCUCUAAUUUUGUCUGGGAUAUGUGCAAUUACGUUGUCCCUGCCACACUGGUCAUUAUCAUCUUCAUCUGCUUCCAGCAGAAGUCCUAUGUGUCCUCCACCAACCUGCCUGUGCUAGCCCUUCUACUUUUGCUGUAUGGGUGGUCAAUCACACCUCUCAUGUACCCAGCCUCCUUCGUGUUCAAGAUCCCCAGCACAGCCUAUGUGGUGCUCACCAGCGUGAACCUCUUCAUCGGCAUCAAUGGCAGCGUGGCCACCUUUGUGUUGGAGCUCUUCACCGACAAUAAGCUGAAUAAUAUCAAUGAUAUCCUGAAGUCUGUGUUCUUGAUCUUCCCACAUUUUUGCCUGGGACGAGGGCUCAUUGACAUGGUGAAAAACCAGGCAAUGGCUGAUGCCCUGGAAAGGUUUGGGGAGAACCGCUUUGUGUCACCAUUAUCUUGGGACUUGGUGGGACGAAACCUCUUCGCCAUGGCCGUGGAAGGGGUGGUGUUCUUCCUCAUUACUGUUCUGAUCCAGUACAGAUUCUUCAUCAGGCCCAGACCUGUAAAUGCAAAGCUCCCUCCUCUGAAUGAUGAAGAUGAAGAUGUGAGGCGGGAAAGACAGAGAAUUCUUGAUGGUGGAGGCCAGAAUGACAUCUUAGAAAUCAAGGAGUUGACGAAGAUAUAUAGAAGGAAGCGGAAGCCUGCUGUUGACAGGAUUUGUGUGGGCAUUCCUCCUGGUGAGUGCUUUGGGCUCCUGGGAGUUAAUGGGGCUGGAAAAUCAUCAACUUUCAAGAUGUUAACAGGAGAUACCACUGUUACCAGAGGAGAUGCUUUCCUUAACAAAAAUAGUAUCUUAUCAAACAUACAUGAAGUACAUCAGAACAUGGGCUACUGCCCUCAGUUUGAUGCCAUCACAGAGCUGCUGACUGGGAGAGAACACGUGGAGUUCUUUGCCCUUUUGAGAGGAGUCCCAGAGAAAGAAGUUGGCAAGGUUGGUGAGUGGGCGAUUCGGAAACUGGGCCUCGUGAAGUAUGGAGAAAAAUAUGCUGGUAACUACAGUGGAGGCAACAAGCGCAAGCUCUCUACAGCCAUGGCUUUGAUCGGCGGGCCUCCUGUGGUGUUUCUGGAUGAACCCACCACAGGCAUGGAUCCCAAAGCCCGGCGGUUCUUGUGGAAUUGUGCCCUAAGUGUUGUCAAGGAGGGGAGAUCAGUAGUGCUUACAUCUCAUAGUAUGGAAGAAUGUGAAGCUCUUUGCACUAGGAUGGCAAUUAUGGUCAAUGGAAGGUUCAGGUGCCUUGGCAGUGUCCAGCAUCUAAAAAAUAGGUUUGGAGAUGGUUAUACAAUAGUAGUACGAAUAGCAGGGUCCAACCCGGACCUGAAGCCUGUCCAGGAUUUCUUUGGACUUGCCUUUCCUGGAAGUGUUCUAAAAGAGAAACACCGGAACAUGCUACAAUACCAGCUUCCAUCUUCGUUAUCUUCUCUGGCCAGGAUAUUCAGCAUCCUCUCCCAGAGCAAAAAGCGACUCCACAUAGAAGACUACUCUGUUUCUCAGACAACACUUGACCAAGUAUUUGUGAACUUUGCCAAGGACCAAAGUGAUGAUGACCACUUAAAGGACCUCUCAUUACACAAAAACCAGACAGUAGUGGAUGUUGCGGUUCUCACAUCUUUUCUACAGGAUGAGAAAGUGAAAGAAAGCUAUGUAUGAAGAAUCCUGUUCAUACGGGGUGGCUGAAAGAGGAACUAGACUUUCCUUUGCACCAUGUGAAGUGUUCCGGAGAAAAGAGCCAGAAGUUGAUGUGAGAAGUAAUAAACUGGAUACUGUACUGAUACUAUUCAAUGCAAUGCAAUUCAAUGCAAUGAAAACAAAAUUCCAUUACAGGGGCAGUGCCUUUGUAGCCUAUGUCUUACAUGGCUCUCAAGUGAAAGACUUGAAUUUAGUUUUUUACCUAUACCUAUGUGAAACUCUAUUAUGGAACCCAGUGGACAUAUGGGUUUGAACUCAUACUUUUUUUUGUUGUUCCUGUGUAUUCUCACUGGGGUUGCAACAAUUAUUCAUCCAGUAAUCAUGGCCAGUGAUUAUUGAUCAAAAUCAAAAGGCAUGCACAUCCUCAUUCACUAAGCCAUGCCAUGCCAGGAGACUGGUUUCCCGGUGACACAUCCAUUGCUGGCAAUGAGUGUGCCAGAAUUAUUAGUGCCAAGUUUUUCAGAAAGUUUGAAGCACCAUGGUGUGUCAUGCUCACUUUUGUGAAAGCUGCUCUGCUCAGAGUCUAUCAACAUCAUUAAAUAUCAGUUGACAAAAUGGUGCCAUGUGUGGCUAACAUCCUGCUUUGAUUCCCUCUUUGAUGAGCUGUUCUGGUAGCAGUAACAUGCAACAAAAAUGUGGGUGUCUCUAGGCACAGGAAACUUGGUGCCAUUGUUAUAUUGUCCUGUGCUUCGAGCCAUGGGUCUACAGGGUCAUCCUUAUGAGACUCUUAAAUAUACUUAGAUCCUGGUAAGAGGCAAAGAAUCAACAGCCAAACUGUUGGGGCUGCAAGCCGCUGAAGCCAGGGCAUGGGAUUAAAGAGAUUGUGCGUUCAAACCUAAGGAAGCCUGUGCCCAUUUGUCCUGAUUGUCGACUCACAUGGUACACUGCAUCUCAAGAUGUUUCUUAUCUGACACAAGUAUAUUAUUAUUUCUGGCUUUUUGAAUUAAUCUAGAAAAUGAAAAGAUGGAGUUGUAUUUUGAUGAAAAUCUUUGUACUUUUUAAUGUUAUUUGGAAUUUUAAGUUCUAUCAGUGACUUCUGAAUCCUAAAAUGCCCCCUCUGUAGAACCCUGUGGUAUAGAGGAGUAUGGCUACUGCCCCACUAUUUUUAUUUUCUUAUGUAAGUUUGCAUAUCAGUCAUGACUAGUGCCUAGAAAGCAAUGUGAUGGUCAAGAUCUCAUGACAUUAUAUUUGACUUUGUUUCAGAUCAUUUAGGAUACUUUUAAUCUCAAUUCAUCAAUCAAGUAUUUUUUGGGUGUAUGCUGUAGCUGAAAGAGUAUGUACGUAUGUAUAAGGAUAGAGAGAAAUUAAGUCUCAGUAGAUUGUGCCAUGUUAUUCAGCUCACUGGUUUACAAAUAUAGGUUGUCUUGUGGUUGUAGGAGCCCACUGUAACAACAUUGGGCAGCCUUUUUUUUUUUUUUUUUAAUUGCAACAAUGCAAAAACCAAGAAAGUAUAAAGGUCACAAGUAUAAACAAUGAAUUUUUCAACAGGGAAAACAGCUAGCUUGAGAACUUGCUGAAAAACACAACUUUUGUUUAUGGCAUUUAGUACCUUCAAAUAAUUGGACACCCCAUUAAAUUUGACAAUCUCAAAUUUUUCAUCUCUUCAAUCACUAAUCAAGAAAAAUAUAAAAACAACAAAUGCUUCCAUAUGGAGCAUUUUUCAGAGUUUUCUAACCUGGGCUUAUUUUUCUAGUCAAUAAACAUUUUUUAAAAUAGUUUCACUAAUGCUUACUGUUAACUGUCUUGAGAGAAAAGAAACAUAGGAGAGAACUAUUGUUUGGCCAAGUUCAAGUGAUCUUUCAAUAUCGUUACUAACUUCUACCUUUUCCAAAAUUUGAAUAUUAACUCUAAAGGUGUAAGACUUCAGAUUUCAAAUUAAUCUCUAUAUAUUUUUUAAAUUUACAGAAUAUUAUAUAACCCACUGCUGAAAAAGAAAAAAAAUGAUUGUUUUAGAAGUUAAAGUCAAUGUUGAUUUUAAAUAUAAGUAAUGAAGGCAUAUUUCCAAUAACUAGUGAUAUGGCAUCAUUGCAUUUUAUACUAUCUUCAAAAAUAUAGAAUUUAUAGAAUAAUUUCUCCUCAUUUAAUAUUUUUCAAAAUCAAACUUCUGUUGGUUUUCUCAUUUUACUAAAAUCAUAUUCUAAUUCUUCAUUAUAGUAAAUCCAUGAGCAACUCCUUACUUCAGUUUCUCUGACUUCAAGGCCAUAUUUUAAAAAAUCAAAAGGCACUGUGAACUAUUUUGAGGAAAACACAACAUUUUAAUACAGAUUGAAAGGAUCUCUUCUGAAGCUAGAAACAAUCUACGGUUAUACAUCUUCAUUAAUACUGUGUUACCUUUUAAAAUAGUAAUCUUUUACAUUUUCCUGUGUAAACCUAAUUGUGGUAGAAAUUUUUACUAACUCCAUACUCAAUCAAGCAAAAUUUCUGUGUAUUCCCUGUGGGAUAUAACUAUGUGAGUUUCAGAAAUUCUCAAAAUACAUGUCCAAAAAUUUCUGCUUGUGCAUCUUUUGGACACCUCAGAAAACUAAUUAACAACUGUGAAUAUGGUAAAUAUAGAAGAAAAUAAUAAGCCCUCUAUACAUAAAUGCCCAGCACAAUUCAUUGUUAAAAAACAACCAACCUCACACUACUGUAUUUCAUUAUCUGUACUGAAAGCAAAUGCUUUGUGACUAUUAAAUGUUGCACAUCAUUCAUUCACUGUAUAGUAAUCAUUGACUAAAGGGAUUUGUCUGUGUUUUCUUCUUGUGGUUGUAUAUAUCAGGUAAAAUGUUUUCCAAAGAGCCAUGUGUCAUGUAAUACUGAACCACUUUGAUAUUGAGACAUUAAUUUGUACCCUUGUUAUUAUCUACUAGUAAUAAUGUAAUACUGUAGAAAUAUUACUCUAAUUCUUUUCAAAAUUGUUGCAUCCCCUUUUAUAGAAUGUUUCUAUGUCGAUAAGGAUUUAGGUAUGCUAUUAUCCCUUCUUAUACCCCAAGAUGAAGCUGUUUUUGUGCUCUUUGUUCAUCAUUGGCCCUCAUUCCAAGCACUUUACGCUGUCUGUAAUGGGAUCUAUUUUUGCACUGGAAUACCUGAGAAUUGCAAAACUAGACAAAAGUUUCACAACAGAUUUCUAAGUUAAAUCAUUUUCAUUAAAAGGAAAAAAGAAAAAAAAAUUUGUAUGUCAAUAACUUUAUAUGAAGUAUUAAAAAGUGCAUAUUUCUAUGUUGUAAUAUAAUGAGUCACAAAAUAAAGCUGUGACAGUUCUGUUGGUCUACAGAAA